Lasiosphaeria miniovina is the source of this 1077-nucleotide messenger RNA. RefSeq lists its product as uncharacterized. Gene Ontology annotation, molecular function: DNA binding, bending. The transcript has 3 exons. The record is from RefSeq and is a predicted model, not a curated record. Bases 1 to 1077 code for a protein of 358 amino acids. Lineage: Eukaryota; Fungi; Ascomycota; Sordariomycetes; Sordariales; Lasiosphaeriaceae.
AUGUUGACUGCAAUCGGGCUCGCGGCCGUCCGGCACCUUCGCGCCAACGUUGGCUCGUCGCUCCACAGGAGCGCAAAUGGCGUCGUCACCUCGCGGGCUGCCCUCCGAUCCUUCGCCUCGACUGCCCUCCGCUUCGAACCUGUCAAAGCACCCGUGCAACCGAAGGCUGCCGCUCCUGCUGCUGGAAAAACGAAGGCGGCCUCGCCAGCGACCGGGGAGAAGACAGCUGGAGCAAAGGCGACAAAGGUUACGCCAGUGACGCGCAAAAAGCGGGUGCCGACAGACGCGCAGAAAAAGAGACUCGCGGAGAAGAAGGUGAAGGAGAAGGCUAACCUAGAGGCGAAGAGACAGAAACUCGCAGAGAGAAAGGCGAAGGAGAAGGCGAGACUAGAGGCGAAGAAGCAGAGACUCGCAGAGACAAAGGCGAAGGUGAAAGCAAAGCUAGAGGCACAGAAAAAGCUUCUCGCGGAGAAGAAGCUGAAGCCGCCUGCAAAGCGUGAGCUGGUCGCAAAGUCGCUCGUGAAAGUCGAACCAAAACCUCGCAUCGUCAGUCCAUGGACAGUGUACAUUGCCCAGCAAACAAAGGGAGAUACAUCGGAGCAUGUACUUGGCCGGGCGGCUGAACUGGCCCCCAAGUACAAAGCCUUGCCGGCAGCGGAUCGGAAAGCUCUUGAAGAUGAAGCGGGACAGACCAGAGUUGCUUCCGUGGCCAAUUACAAGGCCUGGGUCGAGUCGCACACCAUCGGCGAGAUCAAAGAAGCCAACGCCGCCCGCAGGAAACUGAACAAACUAUAUAAAAACUCGGACGAUGAAACGGACGCCAUCAGUCUCAUCCAUGACACCCGUGUUCCCAAACGGCCCAAGAACGCCUAUCUUCUCUUCACACAAUCGCGCAGGGAGGAAUUACUCGGCCAGGGGGUCUCUGGGACAGAUGCUGUUGCUCAACUGGCUCGCGACUGGAACGCACUAAACCAGUCGGGACGGCAGCCCUACGAUGCUCUAGCCAAACUCGAUUUGGAGAGGUACCACGUAGAGAUGAAAGCUCUCGGGCUCAGGGUUAGAGAAACCUCGCCUUGA